Molecule: messenger RNA, 360 nt
Organism: Monascus purpureus
Lineage: Eukaryota; Fungi; Ascomycota; Eurotiomycetes; Eurotiales; Aspergillaceae
Source: the annotation of a GenBank genome assembly
AUGGCAAAUGCCCUGCAAGCCCUCCAUAAAACCCUAGCCAGCGAGGCUGCGGCAAUACAACAGGCGAUCGCCAGUAACACUGGAUGCACAGACACGGAGGCGUUUGUUGAGUAUCUCCUUGCGUUGAGUGAUCUGGAGGAACACUAUCGGUCGCUGGACGCAGAGACAGCCCUCAAAGACGAGUAUGCUAUUGCGCGUGGAGAAGAUUUCGCAGAGAGACAGGACCCGAUUGGGAUUGCCUACAUUGUCCCGACAACGUAUACCUUGUUUUAUUCUACUAUUGUUGCUGUCGGCGCUGCCUUGGCUGCUGGUAACUGCGUCGUGAUCGAGGUAUACCUAGCAAGCUUGUCAGAUCGAUGA